Messenger RNA from Hydatigera taeniaeformis, 615 nucleotides. The record is from the annotation of a GenBank genome assembly. NCBI's taxonomy places the organism in Eukaryota, Metazoa, Platyhelminthes, Cestoda, Cyclophyllidea, Taeniidae.
AUGCAACACGUCAUCUACGUGACAACUCUUGGUAUCCUGGCUACCGCUAUGGUCUUUGCCGUCCAUGCACUGAAAGUCAUCAUGCAGUGGGUCAAAUGUGGUCGUAGUGCAAUGACUUUUGAGAAGGGAAAUAAGUUGGGUCAUCACUGUGCCAGUGUCUGGCUGCCUCAGUGCAGAAUACGUAGAUGUGAUUUGGUGAAGAGGUAUGACGGAGCACCGCCGACCAUGGGUCUUGACUCAGGCACUGAGAUGCAAAUCUGCGCACUUCUCCCUAGUCUUCUGCACGACUACCUUCAGCAUCGGGAUUGGGAGGUCGGAUUUGAGAAGUGCGCAGUAGUGCACAAAACCAGUGUGUAUGUGGUGGGACAUUGUUUCGCGGGUUGCUUUGCCCUUGCAAUGAUUGUUAAAAUUAUUCGGUUUGGCGAGUUUAUUGCAGUCAACCACUUCCAGCUCUCACAUCCACUCCAUCAAGCACUACCCACCAAGGAGGCAGAGAGAAAAUGCGUGGAUAAUGUGGACGAUGUGGUGAUGCUUACAGGAGGCAGACGCAUUCGCUCAGUAAUAGAGGAGUGGGACGUGGACAGGACAGUGGUGACGACAUCACGAUAUGACUGA